Molecule: messenger RNA, 1836 nt
Organism: Aspergillus caelatus
Lineage: Eukaryota; Fungi; Ascomycota; Eurotiomycetes; Eurotiales; Aspergillaceae
Product: alpha/beta hydrolase fold-domain-containing protein
Exons: 3
Coding region: 1-1836 (611 amino acids)
Molecular function (GO): oxidoreductase activity; hydrolase activity
Source: RefSeq, a predicted model, not a curated record
AUGCCUCUCCAAAUUGACCCCGAAUUCGCCGAAGCCGCAGGCCCGAUCCUACAACAACUCGGACAAUUGGCAAAACCAGCAGUCCAUGAUGUCGCUGCCAGAAGACAUUUGAUGGCAGCUGUUACACAACAGUCCCCAAAGACGCCCAUACCAGAUGAUAUGGAGCACCUCGUCUAUUAUGCCCCGACACCAUCCGGUGACUUCGAAGUUCCCAUCCACCACUACCGCAAGAAACGAGGACCUGUGGGUCCGGACAAGGAUAUGAAAGCCCCCGCCGUAGUACACGUCCACGGAGGCGGGUUCAUUUCACUCUCAGUCAAGGAACUGGAAGGUAUGCUAGUUGGGUACGUUUUAGGCUCAGGUGUGCAAAUCCUAAGCAUCGACUACCGGCUAGCCCCGGAACACCCGUAUCCGGUGCCGAUGGAAGACAGCUGGACCGGUCUGCAGUGGGUAUACACCCAUGCGGAGGAGCUGUCUAUCGAUGCCCAUCGCAUAGCCGUUAUGGGUGAGAGUGCUGGUGCAGGGUUAGCCGCUAGUCUGGCAUUGAUGGCUCGGGACAGGAGUCUCUCUCCGCCCCUUGCUAAGCAGAUCCUCGUGUAUCCCAUGCUUGAUGACCGGGCGGGUGAGAAUCAUGCGGGUGAUAUGGUUUUUUGGACGCCCGAGGAUAAUAUUACGGGUUGGACUGCUUAUUUGGGGAAGGAUGUUGGGACGGAUCGUGUCGAGCAGUAUGCGGCGCCGGCGAGGGCGGAAUCUGUAGAGGGUUUACCGCCUAUGUAUAUAGAUUGUGGGCAGUUGGAUAUUUUUGCGCAGGAGGAUACUGAGUAUGUGCUUCGGUUUGUGAAGGCCGGGAUUCCGGUUGAGUUUCAUUUGUAUCCUGGGCUGCCACAUGGGUUUGAAGGCGUUAGCCGAGGUUCCCAGCGUAUUCAAUACGAAGAGCUAAGUGGGCCAUCGUUUACAUAUAACAGCAAUGCUCUCACGGAGAAUGUCUCCAACAAAGUAGCUAUUGUUACUGGCGCCGCGCGUGGCAUCGGAUUUGCCACGGCCAAUAUCCUAGCCCGCCACGGUGCCCGCGUGGUGCUUGUUGAUUUACACGAAGAUGCACUGAAGAGCGCAGUGGAAGCCAUAGGCCUGCAAGCCACAUACAAGACCUGCGAUGUCAGCGACUGGGACCAGCAGAUCGCCCUGUUCCAAUGGGUCAUUGACACCGUCGGGCCAGUUAAAAUUGUCGUGUGCAACGCAGCCAUCAACCCCGAAAUCUCACUGCUCCAGACCCAAGAUCCCGAGCGACAAGCGCAGCUGAACAGUCAAGCACGAUACAAUUACCUGGCGGAUGAAACCAAAGAAGGAAAGCUGCAGCGCCCAUCAACGCAACUCUUUGACGUCAACAUCAACUCAGUCGUGUUUGGUCUAAAGUUAGCCAUCCACCAUAUGAAGCAGGGAGGAACGGGCGGACGCAUCGUCGUCACCGGUUCCGCUGGCUCCUAUCUCCCUGUGCCUUCACAGCCGCUCUACACCGCCAGCAAACAUGCAGUCUUGGGUCUUGUCCGCAGCACCGCUUUAAUUGAGGAGGUCAUCCGAGCCAACAUCGCCAUUUCCUGGAUCGCGCCUUGGCUCACGCUGACCUCCAUGGUGGAAGGGUUGGAGGCUACCACUCAGCCCCACACGCUCAAGAGUUCGCCGGAGGAUGUUGCAUGGGCCAUCGCAGCGGCAGUGGCGUCACCGACCAGCUGGGCGAACGCCAAGGGUUUCUGGGUGCAAGGUACGAUGAUCACUGAGGUAGAGGGCGCAUAUGGGGAGGUGGGCCAGCGGUUGAUCCGACCUGAGAACCAGUUCUGA